AUGCUCCUCCUAGAAGUCGAACGUAAAUUCUGCCACCUGGCAGUUGACAAGCUCCACCUCACCAGCGGCCACCCACCUUUCCACCGCCUCCUCUACCGCGGCACGCAAACCUUCCACGAUAUCUACUAUGACUCGGACGACUUCCUCUCCACCAGAGGCGUCUGGGUCCGCCAACGCAACAACACCUGGCAGGCCAAGAUCCGACGCGGCGGGGACUACUCCAACUCCAAGUUCGAGGAGCUCUCCACGCCUGCUUCCAUCUCUGCUUACCUGGCCGAGCUCACGGGCGGAACGAGAACCGACGCGACGAACCAGUUUGGGUUGAACGCCGAUGGCGAUGUCACGGACUUGGGGCAUACCGUCGGGGAGGUGGAGCUGGAAUUGCGGUGGGACUGCAGGGAUGAUCGGCCUAAGAUUGAUGUGGAACGGCGCAGAGCGGCGAAGAUGGCGGAGAUGGAUGAGAGGAUUAUGGUGUUUAUGAGGCGGUAUCACUGGGCGUUCUGCGCGGGUGUGCCCAAGGGGAAGUUGACGGCUUACUUCGAGAGAGGAGUGGGGAAGGACAGCUGGUCAUAA
Aspergillus aculeatus ATCC 16872 is the source of this 573-nucleotide messenger RNA. RefSeq lists its product as uncharacterized. The coding region runs from base 1 to 573 and encodes 190 amino acids. The transcript has 2 exons. Lineage: Eukaryota; Fungi; Ascomycota; Eurotiomycetes; Eurotiales; Aspergillaceae. The record is from RefSeq and is a predicted model, not a curated record. Gene Ontology annotation, molecular function: magnesium ion binding; thiamine triphosphate phosphatase activity. Gene Ontology annotation, biological process: dephosphorylation; thiamine diphosphate metabolic process.